Molecule: messenger RNA, 1160 nt
Organism: Paramecium sonneborni
Lineage: Eukaryota; Ciliophora; Oligohymenophorea; Peniculida; Parameciidae
Source: the annotation of a GenBank genome assembly
AUGAAAUAUAUAGUGCUCUUUGCUUUAGUACUUUUGACAAUUGCAGCAAUUGAUAAUCAAACAAAGUAAAUGUUAAAUUAAUUAGAAGACAAAAAUCAUUAGAGGAAUAACAUCCAUCUCUUUUUAGAGCAUUAAAAAAUAUGGCAUUAUUAUAAGAGUAAUCAUAAUAAUUAGAUUAUUCUCGUUUGAUCAAUGCUAUAAAUGAUCUUGAAUCUGAAAUAUUGUAAAAUAAGGAAGAUGAAAAUGCCUCUUUCAAUAAAGACUUUUUAUCGAACAAUGCAGAUUAAGAGUUUUAUGAAAAUUAGAUUACCUAAUAUUAAGUAGAAGUAUCUCAACAUGAAGUUGAUUUGGCUGAUCUAACAGAGGCUAGAAAUACUUUACAAUAAUUAUUAAAUGAUGGAAUUAAAGAAUAAUAAGAUGUCACACUCUUAAGAAAUUAAUUAGAUCAAUAAAUUAAAACAGAUGCUGCUAAUACUGCUGCAUAAUUAUAGGAAUAUGAUGAUUCUGCUGCUGCUAUAGAUGAAGCUAUUAAUUUAUUGACAUCUUUAAAGAAUGCUGAUACCUUGGUCUAAGUCAAAGAUAAAUUGAAAACUCAUUUAAGUAAAUAAAAAGUUUUCUUCCAACCCUUAAUUGUAGCUCUUACUGAUAUUGCAUAAUCCAAGUAUUAUAUUUUAGAUUACUUUAUAGUUUUGCAAAUCAAGAAUUAAUUAGCAAAGUAACUAACCUUCUUAAUUAAUUGAGAACUUCUUUAUUAGAAAGUAGAUUAUAAUUAGUUGUUUCAUCAUAAUCAUUAGAAGCUUUAAAUAAAGGAUUAUUAACUACAUAUGAAGAAAAAUUAAAUAUCUUAUCAACUGUUGUCUUACCUGAUUUAAGAGAAAAUAUAGAGAUUAAGGAUGGUAUAUUAUAUUCAUAAAUCCUUUAGCUGAAAUCAAAGCUAAGAAUAAUUUACUCAAUGAUGCUAGAUCAAAUUUAGAAGAUGCUUAAGAUAAUUUGAAGGCUACAUAAGAUGCUUGGAUUGUCAGAUCUAAUUUGAAUUCUAAGUUAUUAUAAUAAUAUGAUACCGAUUUAUCACUUAUUCAAUAAGUCAAAUAAAGUUUUGACAGAGCAGGUAUUAAAUAAUGAUUGAAUAAAAAUAAUAAUUAUAAAAUACAUUAUCCAUA